Malania oleifera is the source of this 414-nucleotide messenger RNA. RefSeq lists its product as uncharacterized. NCBI's taxonomy places the organism in Eukaryota, Viridiplantae, Streptophyta, Magnoliopsida, Santalales, Ximeniaceae. The transcript has a single exon. The record is from RefSeq and is a predicted model, not a curated record. Bases 1 to 414 code for a protein of 137 amino acids.
AUGAAUCUGCCGAUUUUUGUAGGAGAAGCAAACCCAGUCAUAGCUGACGAUUGGGUUCAAGAAAUAGAGGAACUACUGGGUGUGCUAGAGAGCAUAGAGGAUCAGAAGGUGCGGUUUGCCACCUUUAAAUUGGUAAGGGAAGCAAAAAGGCGAUGGAGAUCGGCGAAGAUGGUUGAGGAACAACGUCCAAAGCUUACAUCUAUUACCUGGAGCCAUUUCAAGGAGGUCUUCUUCGACAGAUACUUCCUUACUGCCACUCAAGAGGCGAAGGUUUAUGAGUUCUUGCAUCUGACCCAAGGACCCAUGACUAUACAACAGUAUGCAGUCAGGUUCGUGGAGCUAUCCCGUUUCACUCCUCAUAAGAUCUCAGAUGAGCCGAGGAAAGCUUGGUUGUUUGAGAGAGGUCUAAGGUAG